This is a messenger RNA of Dalotia coriaria, 15898 nucleotides long. RefSeq lists its product as uncharacterized. The coding region runs from base 220 to 15762 and encodes 5180 amino acids. The transcript has 3 exons. Lineage: Eukaryota; Metazoa; Arthropoda; Insecta; Coleoptera; Staphylinidae. The record is from RefSeq and is a predicted model, not a curated record.
GUCGGAAUGUGAAAAUUUCGCAUUUUAUUUUCGCGCAAUAAAUUCCAAUCAAAUGAAGCCUUUCUGAGUAAACAAUUUCGCGAUUUCGCGAUUUUGCGAUUCACAUUGCGGUCUUAUAUCGUGCGCAAAAUUUGUAUUGGUUUCGUUCUGUGUUGAGAAUGUAACCACAAGUGCUUGAGUUUCAUCAAUAUUUGAAAACGCUGCGCCCUUCAACCUGAUAUGGAUGCAUCAGCAAAGUGCAAAAACGGUUCGUGCUGUAAGAAACCAGUACGUAGUAUAUGCGCUCUAUUGAAAACGACGAAGACUUCCACCGACAACGAUGAUAGAAUCAGAAGCAAGGUUCGACUCCCUCGAGCAAUGUCCACCAUCGUAGAAGAAAAUCUAAGCUCACAGCUACGCGACGUUCAUCAGAGUGUUUUGGAGUUGCUGGAUGCAGCAGGACGACGGGUAAGACGGUGUGUGAGUAACGACACGACGCUGGUCGCAUCAAUUAGUCCUGAAUCGAGCACAACUAAUAGCAAUGCAACCACCACAACAUCAGCAACGAAUCCAAGUGCUACAUCACACGACAUCGACAGCAUCACCUUAUGCAGUUCCAGAAAGUCAAGAAGCUGUCAUUUUACUACGUCCAAGCACUCCUUAGUCGCGAUAGACGUUGAUCACCCUGAAAUUUGUCGUUAUAAGCGCAGAUUGAGACGUAACACAAUUGUUUCCAAGGUUUUAACUAAAAAAUCUCAUAGCAACAACGAAUUAUACAAUCCACAGUAUUCUAUAUUAUCAACUCAUCUAGAAAUGCCAUGCCUUGUGCACCGGGGAAAGCAUGGAUCAUCAUCUUCUAUAUACCGCCGGAAAAAGGAGAUACUGUAUCGGCAACCUGCGCUUUUGACGGAAAUUUUGCGUAGGUCUGCGGCGCAAAAUAAUAUUAAUAUAGGUACGAAACCACCUGUGAAACACGUGCCUCCAGAAAAUUCUACACUUUCCCAAGCUGUAAAACAGGCCGGACAAAUAACUAAAAUAGUGAAUAACAAACGCAAAAUAUACUUUUUUACCAAGUCUCCCGAAAAAUAUAAAGAACAUGCAAAAGAACGAGAUAAAUCCCAUCAAAAGAGUUCUAAAAAUAAAAACCGAGAAAGGCACAAAAAGGAAAAAUACAGUCUGUUUUCACCUAGUAGUUCUUUAGAAGACGAGAUAUAUAAUAUUCAAAUAGAGAAACGCCAUCGAAAAUCUGAGGCAAAACGUUCGAAGGAAAAGCCUAAAGACAAACCCAGGAAAUCAAAAUCACCACGAAGAGAGCACAAGAAAAACAAGCACAUGAAAAAUGAAGCAUCACAGUUUAGCGGUCUACACGUGUCUACUGAUCCGACAGCAGAGAAGGCUACUAGUCCGCUGAGGAGCAAGUUAGAAAGGGUUCUGAAAGGUUCCUUUAAAGAAAAAGUCAAUGAUAACAAACCAGCCGACCGUAAUGGUUGCAAAGUACGCGAAAAGAAAAAAGACAAAAAAGGUUCGAAAACUAAAGAAUCCAAAGAUUCGGUUAUACAUUUUAGCAACAGUAAAUCAAAGAAACGCAAAGAACUUAUCAAAGAAGAGCCUGAAAACUGCAGUGAACGUAAGAAAGUGAAGCGGGAAAGCAGCCUUGUGCGAAUCAAACAAUCCCUAUUACAAUUGGCAAGAUUUAGCAAAUUAGGAGAAAAGAGGCGAUCCAAAUCAAAGACUCGAAGUAAGACUUCAGAAAAAUUACAACCCCGCACGUCUUCAAAAGAUAAAACAACUCUCACAAAGUUUCUAAUGCCUACCUCGCAAACGUUUAAUAUGGACAUCAAAGUAUCCACCCACUGCAAAAUGCAGAAGUUUUUUGACCAGGAUAACGCAGACUUAGAUAAAUUGUGUAGCUGUGAGCCCAUUGCAACAGAUAAAAAAGCAAAACCCACAGUAACGCGGGCCCAACUUGGGUCUCUAGUCAUACCUCCUUUUAAACCAAAGAAUAAGAAACGUGAGAGUCGUGGACGUCAUCGUAGGCACAACAAGAAAAACGACUACAUAACUGCUGAUAUUGGCACCAUGCCAUAUGAUGAUAUGUAUCCUUUGAGUGAUACUAAAGUGCAGACCGAAGACCCUUAUCAGCUAACAAAUAAUUUAACAGAUGGCGAAAUUAAUGUUAAAGCCCUAGGUGAGUCAGAUCAUUUAUAUUCGAAAAGUUCUUUGAUGGUGCGUGGAACAAUUGGUAGCAUAAACUCUUCCUAUGAUUCACAUGACACUAUCAGAAUCUGUGAAGAUAUAUCCGUUACAUCUUUACCAGACCUCAGUAAUUUAAUGGCUAUAUCGGAUUUUGCCAACACCGAAGAAAGUAUAUUAGUAAACAAUGAAAAAGAUUUGAAGCAUUUAAACCUGGCGCCAGAAGAUUUAUCAGGACGAAUGCAGGGUAUGAAAAAUUUAUUGGACUCAUUGUGUGCACCUCAAACAUUCGAUAACUGCCCCCCCUUUCUAAGGGAACCUUAUUGCUACAUGACUUUAAAUACGACCUUAAAUAAACGCAAAAUAAAAAACAAAAGUACUAAUACCAAAAAUAAGUGGACACGAAAGGACUUAUUAAUCGAUUCUUAUGCGGAUGCAAUUCAACGUGCCAAACCACAUAUUGAACAGCGAAAAACUCACAAAACUUCAUUCAAGAAGUCUUAUCACCAAAAACGUGGCGCAUCUGGUAGACAUAAGCAACGAUCAACUGACAAAGAAUGCUCUAGUGAUAAUAACGUAUCAGAUACGCAGCUUAAUAGAGGAAAAAAUCGGAUUAAGAGCAAGAUUCCAGUUUUCUUCAGUGAUAAACGUAUCUUGCAGUCCAAAAAGCACUUUAAUUAUUCUUCCGAUGCUUCCACUUUUAUCGAAGAUAAAACUGAGAGAAAAGCAAGUCGGAUUCCACGACGGAAGUAUAAGAAAACAAUAAAAAAUAUAUCGGAAACUAAUAUCCAAGUUGAUUCUACCACUAACUGUAAUAACUGCAGUAGUGGAAAUAUUGAUUUAGAUUUUGAUUCUAUAGCGUUAGAAGAACUGUCUAAAUCUAAGGAUUUGCUUAACCUAGAGGAAGAAGUCCUUGAUAUUUAUUGGAAUGAAGUUGAGAAUAUGACCGAUUUUAAUGCCGUUCAAAAAUUGGGUGAAAAUAAGAGCAAGGAUUGUAUUAACAUUUGGAAUGUGGAUAAGUUUGAAACUAGUGAAGAAUCAAAUACUUUGAGUAAAAUUAAGGAAGAAGAAUCGAAUGAAGCGAAUAAAAAAAGUGAUAACACGUUAUCAUCCCGCGAAAUAUAUUCUGCUGGUAAUAUAGCUGAGAAAACAAGGAGUAAGAAUGAACGUUCAUUUAAAACUUCCCACCACUCCGCUCCAAACAACUCUCGGAAAACGUUGCUUUCUGUUACUCGAACAUGUUUAGACUCCUUUGCAAAAGCAAGUAAAAAAUGCAUAUCUAGUUCUCAGAAGAAGAAUCAAAAUAUGAUUGAGGCAAAAUCUUCAACUCCUAUGCCCAGUGAUAUUCUUUCCCUGGCAAAUAUUACAAGUAAAGAUAUGACACAACCAACUAAUACAACCACAUUGAUUGUAAACCUGACUGAAUUAGACGACGCGCAUAUGAACGCUUUUAAUUGUAAUUCGAAAGCGUUGCUGGAAGAUAGUCUGCGACAAAUUAGUUCAAAGAUUAAUUUGGAGGAAGCUAUGAGGCAGGUGGGAAAUGGUGAUAAACAUUCUGUGUCUCUGCAAGUUAUUGUUCCUUCAAAACAUGCGAAUACUAAUACAUCUUUUUCACACAUACCAAAAAGUUUACCGCGGAAAAAGACUUUUCAUAAGUCCAAACUUCCGCUUCCAAUAGAUCGUAGUAAGAAAUCUGUUAAAAAUAGUUACACGUUUCCAAUCGAGAUCGAUUUGAGAAAAAUUGGUAUGGGUGAUAAGUCCGGAAGUGAUGUAAGUGGCAACAGCGUGUUGUGGGAAUCUGGCAAGUGGGCAAGCGAAUGGUCCGAUUCAGUUGCAGAUAACUGUAUUGUUAAUGGGGAAACCAUAGUUAAUCCGGUGUGUGAAGAUAAAUUUAAUAUGUGUCUUGGUAACAACGUGAUAUCGUCUAAGCGUAGUUCAAAAUUUUGGAGUUUGCAUUGGUGGCGACGUAUAUUUUCUAAGAAAAGUAAGAAGGCAAACAAAGAAAUUGAUGUAAUAUUAAAUUUCACUAAUUUUACGGAUAUAUUGGAUGUGUCCUCAACUUACAGUUGUCAAGUAGAAAAAAGGAAUAUGGUUGCAAGAUCGCGCUCUUUAAUAACAUUAUCCAAUUCAAGAACGGAAAGUGUAGUACCAAUUUUAAGGACGUUGAGUAUGGACAGUAUUCAUUCAAGUAACUAUAACACUGCUCAUUUCUGCAUGAACAAAAACGCACUGAUUGUUCAACAACUAGAACACGAAUUAAAUAUAAGAGAAGAACUGACUGAGAUAGAUACACUUGUUAAUGAGGAGGUGAUAGCUGUGACAGAUUAUAAUCAAUCUGGUUCCCAGUUAGAUGUUGCAAAUUUGCCUAUUGCUAAACGAAAUAAUAAAAAUAAGUUACCGGGGUACAAAACUAAGAAGAGCAGAUGUAAAUUGGCGUGUCAUAAAAGUCGCACAAAAUCUGAUAAGAAAACGAAAUUUAUAUUUGACGUUCCUCCUGCACCUGUACAUCAUGAAAGCGAGUUUGAAGCAACCCGAAUAAUGAUCAAGACAGCGAAACCUGCUAUAAAUUUAGAAAUGCAUCACGAAGGUAAAGAAGAAGUUGAAAAACGAUUGCAUGAGUAUGAAGAACGAGUCGUCGAGCGUGAGAAGUUAAUCGUUUUUAAGGAGGAUAAACGUAAAAUUGAUAAAGAGAUUAAACAUAUCAACCAGGAAGCUGAGCAGGGUCGGGGUGGCUAUGAGAAUAUUUACACUCCAAUUACUCGAUGUGAUUACGGCAUGACCUACUUUAAUUUCCAAUCGGCUUUGAGGAAUUUUAUGGCUAAUGCAGAUACGCUACGAAUUCUGACUCCUUGUGUGAAAGGGCAUAUGCAGAAAGCUCCAAAAGAAACACCUCCACAAGAGGUCCCGCCUGUAUUGAUUCAUGUUGGUUCUCAGACUUGUGAUCAAGACGUGACUACUCUUGUUGGUGAGUACAUAUUUCCAAACUACGAAGCUUUAAUGGCAGAAGAAAUUAAUAUCGAAGAGAAAGCUGAACUCGAUUCUAAAACGAAAGACAUCAUUGAGUUGCAUACUCAAGAAGAAUUUUGUUUUGAAAUAUAUCCAGACGUUAGUGUUGAAACUGAACCUGAGCCUAUCCCUGAAGUAGUAUCAGUAGGAUCAAAUACUACAGAUUCUUGCCUUUGUUGUGAUCCCAGCAUUUGCAGUAGUGAAUCGUCUGCAGAAGAUGAAUAUACUAUGAAGUUAAUUUUGCAAUCGGAAUAUCAAGAGAUCCACGUAAUUUUCAAAGAUGACGAAUUUAAAAUCGUUCUUCCGAGGGGUUCUCGAUCCUUUCUUCAAUACUGUGAUUGUGGUGCUGAUGAGGAUAUAGAACGUGCCAGGGAACGCUUUUUCGAACUACUCUAUGAAAGGCUUCGAAGAAACAGUAAUUUUAUACGAAAGCUUAGAAGCGUUCUUGUUUAUUCAAUGAAGAGUCUAUUAGGUGUUGGAAAAUACAGAGAAUUGUCACGUAGGUUUAUUAAAGAUGUCACGAAGGCAAUUAUAAGCUACGAAGAUAUCUGUUACUUCCAUGCGGUGACAAUUACGAUUAUAGAAAUAAAAUAUAGAAAACUAUGUGUAUGUGAGGCCGAUUGUCCAAUAAAGGAACGACUUGAUACUAUUAGAGAAGAACCGGAACCAGGAGAACAAAUUGAUGCGCCAAAGAAAGAACUAUCAGAAGAAUACACAGGAGAUGAACAAAAAGAAAAUAACGUUGUUCAACUAGAGAAAACUUCAUUUACUGAUAUAUUGGACUUGCACAGUUGUAGUAGUUGUACAAGUUUGGAACAAAAGUCAAAAGCUACCUCUCUUUCCUCUAUUAAAGCUUUGAAACAUAGCAAAAGUUGUAUGUGCGUAAUAGAAGAUAGAAAUACUCCUGAAACACGCAACAAGAAAGUUGGAAGGUGUUGCAAAGUUGAUAUGGCACUUGGUGAUGAUGGUUCAAAAGAAUUGAUACAUUCUUCUAAAAAACGAUUUAAUCAUAAGAGGUAUCCACGCAAACAUAAAACAAAAAAAGCAGGGUCUUCAAUAGAAUUGGAACGGUUUUAUACGUCUGACGAAUUUAUUCCUCCUCCCGUUGUGGAGUUCUCCUACUCUUGUAGUCAAGUGGUCCUGCGUCAUCCCCCUAUCCUCUGGGUUCUUGCAAAAAAAUUGGCUAAAGUCCCAAAAUGGAGGAAGAAACAUGGGAAAGUGGGAAAAGAACGUCCUAAUCGCAAUCGCAAAGUAAAACAUGAUAAUCAAUCAACAAGUGAAAGUAGCUCAUGGCAUAAAUCAUCUCAUGAAGGUUCUUCUAAAUCUUGUUGUGCCAAAAAGAAAAAACAGGCUAGACCCAAAAGAGAAACACAAAAUUCUAGCUGCAUGCCAUGUAGUUCUUCUUCGGGGCGCAAUAGCCAGUGUAAACCUAGAAAAUCAUCUUGUCAGAGAAAACCUAAACAUGAUGAUGAUCCUGAUAAGCAUCAUGAUCGCCAUGUUGAAUGUUUCCCAAAUAGACGGACUAAUACACCUGGGAGUUCCAAGCAUGCAGGACCACAGUGCACCGACGACCAAUCAGCGGGUUGUUGUCACAGUCGUUGUGGCAAAAAUAAGAAAGCGGCUCAGGAUCCUAUAAUUCCUUGUGCAAAUUCUAUUCAGUGUAGGGUUCACACGCCAGAAACUACACAUGAAAUGAUGCCUAGUUCUAGUCACGCCACCGCUUCGCAAAAUAAUAGCUCCAUCAACGAUUUUUCUGCAAUUCCAGACGACGAUAAGGAAAAUUCAAUAGAUAGCACCAGGUCAACCCAUCGAAGACAUAGUGCACCUGCUGUAUUUAGACGAAAACCAAAUUCUAAAAAGACUACUAGUGAUUCGCUUACUCAAUCCAAUUCAACUCAAUGUGAUGCUUCGACUAAAGAUCACAAUCUACAAGAUUGUGCUUGCGGUCCAUCAUCUCCUCUAAUUAAUGCAAGUUCGUCCAUGAGUGACGAUAAAAAAAAACUUCUAGCACCGAAAGACUCUACGACUGAUACUUUGAAUAAAGGAAAAGAACAUAAGACCGUUUUGAAUAAUGAGCCAACUAAGAAGACACCGAAAUGUUGUAUCAAAGCAACAAAGAGGAAGAAACCUAAAAAAAAUAAUCAUAAAAAUAAAAAUUCCCAUCCUCCAAAAAGUACCACUGCACCAUGCUGUAGUCCUAAAAAGGUCACUCCGAAUUGUUGUGUGAAAUCUGCUCCUUUACACUCGGUCAAAGUAUUAACUACCGAAGAAGUGAAUGGCGAAAAUAAACAAGAAAGGAAACCUGAAGUAUCAAAACGCAAUACCGAUUCUGAUAUACGCGUUCUCUCGACUGAACCUGCAGCACAAUCUAGUUCAAAGACACUAUCAAGCGAACAUUUGAGUCCUCGAGAUAAGUAUAUGUUAACUCCAGGUGAAUACACAGCAUAUCCAGUGAUGACCCAAACAACAAUUCAACAGGUACAACCAAUGGUGUCGAUUACUGUUUUAACUGAUGAAACUAUUAUGAUGGAUCAGGAAUCGGCAACUUGUAGUUUUACCGACAGCGAGAUUCAGACUUUACUAUCAUUUAGACCCAUCAAUUCGAAAAGACCAACAUGGUUAAAGAAAAUGACAACAUUUCGUAAAGCUCACAAAAGAAAUCAUUCGAUAUCCUUUCGCAAUUACGAAAGCUGGUUACCGGGCAUAGCUCAAACAAGCAUUACUCUUUUGCCAACAUUAAAUAUUUCCCACGCUUUAUUUGGUAGUAAGCGAAGGCACAAACGAUUUCCUCGCAAGAGUAAUGACAAACAUCGAACAGGCAAUGCAAAGAAAAUUCAAGAAAUUCUGCCAGCACAAAGCAUGAAGAUGUCUACGGAAUCUUUGUUAGUUCAUCUUGGGACACCGACAAGCUUGUCAAGGGCAUCAAUACAUGCCAAGCCAAAUCCAGCAAUGCCAGAAGGAGCUUGUUUAACGGUAUCUGAUAUUGAUAACAAAGAAGAGCCCUUAAUCAACCAUUCUGGGGAAAUCGUCAAAUUGACCGCUUGUGCAGUGAACUCUAGUGAUUCAUACGAUCUGACGUCGAUUGUAGAUGAUGCGGCUGAAGAAGUAGAAAAUGAUAAUACGCUACAAGUAAAACAAGAGUGCUGUAGGUUAAAUGAUACUUUAGAUCCUGACGAUGACAAACACUUAAAAUGUCGGAAACAGGUGAAUAUUGAAAAAUAUACCAAUGCAGAUGAUCUCUGUUUAAUGACUGUGGAAGGUUUACCGGGCUCGAUGACAAAGCCACCUAUACCGUGCAGUAAAUUAGAUAAAUUAUAUUUAUUUGCACAUUAUGUGCAAACAGAUUUUGAUAUGUAUGUGCAUACUACAAAGAAGCAGUCUAUGAGUAAUUAUUUGCGGAAAAAUUCGAUUGCUCCCAGUACUCGAUCGUCCGUUCCAACUGUUCGCAUGUUUCACAAUAGUGAUACCUCUGUCAUCGAUAUAAAUAUGGCACCUAAGUGUAAUGAAUGUAAACCUCCUGCAAAAGUAGCCGAGCACUCGUCUGUUACCCCUAAAAAUCCUGAUCAUGCACCUCCAAGUGCAUCAAAUAUUGUUAGAUCUACUAGCGCUCUGCAACUGAUGGAUCAAGAACAUGUAGUUGCACCUGAUAAGAUAGGUCCGAAAACAGAUUCAUCACUGCAAAGAUGGAAUAACCAAGAAAUAUCGCAUAAUACUCAUGCGAAUCAUUCUAGUAAAACUAAUGAAAUUAUGGCUGAUCCUUAUGUUUCCAAAAUAAGUGAAAGAAUUAUUAUUAUUAGUGACUUGAAUUCUGGAAAACGUAUCGAAUAUGGCAACUCAGAUAAACGACUGAUGCCUAUACAGUCAAGAGUUCCUGAAGGUGAUAAUGUUGGUACGGGUGAGAAUGUAAUCAUUACACAAACAGAUAACCCACAUAUGGUCUCAAAAUUAUUAAGUACUAUUGUUGAUAUAUUAGACCAACCAACAAAGAACAAUGCCAAUUUUGUUGAUUUUGGGACUACGACUGGUGGUCCUGCAAUAAAUUAUGCUGAUUAUAACCGAGAUUCGAACUUAAUAGAAGGUGAAGGAGGAAGGAGAGGAAAUUUGAAACGUUCAAUUAUGUUCGAUGAUCAGUCAGCCCAAGUUACUCUUGUUAAACAAGGCACAAAAUGUAGCCAAAUUCCAAGGGGUAAUAACUUAUUAGAAUGCUCCGAUGGAUCCUGUCUUAAAGAAACCCAAUUUUUGCCGCGGUCAGCAUCGCAUGAUUUUUACAGUGAUACAGGUAAUAAUCGAGCAUCCGUUUCAAACUCAAUGCAAUUAUCUAAUAAUCUGCUAUCAGGCGGAAUUAAAAGAAAGUCCGGCGAAGAUGAAUUUGUUCCUCAUUCAGCACCUAAAAGGAGAAAACAUGAAGUCAAAUCGUGUUGCACACCAGAAACCGAAAUAAUAAGUGUACCUACCACGAGCAAAGCUAAUAAUUCGAAAUAUGUUUCAUCACGUGUUCAAACAAUGCGUAGGGGACGGAAUUCUAGAAAUUCGAAGCUUGUUUUCGCUGAGACAAAGAAUAAUUCUUGCUGUAACUUAAAAGAGAGGACGGAAGUGAAUACAUCUACUGCGAUUCAUCAUCCCAAGACUGAUACUAAAGAUAAAGAUGUAGAAACAUUUAUUACAAAAUCAUUGGCAAAAAAUCAGAAACCAUGCUGCCAACAAAAAGCCUCUAAAAUUGACAAAAAAGUUAGUGUUCGUCCUAUUUCAGAAACUAAAAGAGAUAGCUUUGCAACAAGAAAUGCAAAACUUCAAACAAAUUCACCUCCUCCUUUGGAGAUGCAAGAGCAAUGUUGCAAUCCUAAACAGGUUCAUGUAACUACCAGCCCUGAGAGAAUAAAAACAAAUGUCACUGCAACAUCGGAUACAAAGCCAGUAAGGAUUGUUCAACCGAAAGAACGCCCUAAUUCCGGAGUUAAUUGUGGAUUCACUUGUGAAAAAAAGAAAGAACGUAAAAGGGUGUUUCCAGAAUGUUGCGAUGAUAAUAUCCGUAAAGAUUUUGAAAAUCAACCUCUGAGAGAUUUUGUAGAAACCCAUUCCCCUUGCUGUCUUCCCAAUGAGGUAAUUGAAGAAGCUAAAUGUGCAACGUGUGUUAGGCAUUGUAAUGAAAAGAAAUCAAAUAAUAAUUCAACUUGCACCUCUGGAAAACACUGUGGAUGGAAAAAAUGUUGCAAAAAAACCAAGAAGCCUCCAAACAAGUACAUUUUCAAUGAGUGUUGUGGGGCUGACGUUAUAAAAGAUUUUUACAAAUUGGGUGCUACAAAAUUUACCAAACGAUACCCAGAAUGUUGUUGGCCUAGGAUACUACCCCGUCCCUCGGCUCAAGUGGUCGAUACUUAUUAUGAUAUGCAACCGUCUGCCUCAAAUAAGCCUGCAAAACAUGAAGAUCCUGCAGAACAACAGCCUAAGUCAAAUUUAAAGAAACGGUUUGAAUACGUAUUUAAUGACUGUUGCAAUGAUAAAACAAUCGAAUUAUUUCAUAAAUUAGGUUUAGAGAACUUUAAAAAUAUAUAUCCUGAAUGUUGUUGGCCACAAAUAAUUGAAACGGAUAUCGUAGCACACGAAAUGUUACCUCCGAAUCAUACCGACAAAGAUAAAGACAAAGGUAAAAAUAUAGCCCAGAAUAACUCUCAGGAAACAUCUGAGUUAGUGAGGAAAUAUGAGUAUGUUUUAAAAGAUUGUUGCGGGGAUGAUGUAAAAGCAUUACUGACCAAACUGGGUUUUGAAGAGUUCUCUAAGUUAUAUCCUCAAUGUUGUGUUCCUGAAAAGGUUGUAAAGGAAGAAGUUCACAAAUCUCCGAAACAACUAGAUGAUGAUAAUUCUAAAAAUUCCGAAUCUACAUUUAAAAAAUGCUUCUUCAACUGCAAGAAAAAACAAUCUGACAGCAAACCAAAUGUCUUGACAAUUCCAGAUAUAGAUGAGCAAUCUCCAAAAGAGAGGAAUAAUCAUAUGCCUAUUUCGGAAUAUAAAUUUAGUGAGUGUUGUGGAGAAGAUAUAAAAGAGGAGUUCUCCACUCAAGGAGAACACGAGUUUAAGAAAACUCAUCCAGAAUGCUGUUGGCCUACACGAGAUGAACUUCGGUGUUGUGAGCGUGAUUCGGCUCAUUGGCACAGUUUUCUCCAACAAUACAAAGAGCGCCCGGAAUUGAUGGCUACAUUACCGGGAUGUUGCAUAGAACAUGUAAAAAAGCUGUUAGCUGAGUCGAAGGAAAAGAACGAAGUUGUAUUAAUGCAAACAAACAAUGAUUUUCCUCAAAACACCGGAAAAAUAGAUUAUUUUCCUACAUCUGCAGGAUCCUUACCUUCACCGUCACAACCAUCAACGAUUGAAAAUCUAAUUUUAGCUGAGCAUCCAGAGGAAAAUGAACAAAUUCGCUUGUCUAAUAAUAUAUCCCUUAAUAUUUUACCUGAACAUACUGUUAAAAAACCAACAGCAUAUCGAAAGCUUGGAGGCAAUAUCGGAUUAACUGAAGAAAAAUUGACAUCAGAUUUGCACCCUUCAAAAUUGAGAAGCUGUAUUCUUGAACGCACAGAUAAUAAAAAUGAUAAUAGUACGAAUCAGGUAAAAUCUGCAAGAACUGCCUCAGGAGAAAACGUGAACUCGGUAAAGCCCCUAAUGGGAAACAAAAAUUCUUCAAAAGAUCACAUAUCUUCAUCAAAUAGUAAAAACUGCAAAAUAGAAACAAGUAAUUUGUUCCAUAAUAAAGUACUGAAAGAGACCUUGGCAUCUCCUGGAUUGGUCAAAUUACGUCCGUCUUCAAAUCAAACUGAAUCCAAAUACUCUUUGUUGGAUCAAAUUGAUAUCUGUUUUGGUGCCCCAAAAUCAGUUAGUGAACCAAAUCUAAUGGUUUUUGAAUCCGAUGACUACGAUCUAUUUAAAAUCAGAAACCCGAAGAUAACUAAGGGGCCGUUACGCUUCAAAAUCUUUGCACCAACGCGUCACAAAAAUCCAACCAAUAUUUUAAAAGGUAUUAUACCAUUCACAAAAUUUAGCAAACCCAUCGACAGUUCAAAGAAGCCAUCCACACUUCAAACUUUGGAACCAAAGAAGCAAAUAUCUUACGUUUCGGUUAAAGUGUAUGAUCCACAAAUAAUGUCUAUUCAUUCUAGAAUACAAGUUCGCGAUGAUGAUGAAUCGUCAUCUGCUCAACUGGAAGAGGAAGAUGAGGUAGAUGGCAGGUUAACAAGCACAGAGUACUCUGACCCGCUGACUCUUAAAAGUCAACCUCACAAGCCUAUGCCACAAGAUGAAAAGAACAUUAAAUUUCUUGAAGAAAUUGAAUUGAUAGAUUUCAAAAAGCUUAGAAAGGGUAAAAAAUCAUCGUAUAAUGGGAGUGGUACAUCAGAUUCAGUAUCACGAGAUGUAAGUGAAGAUGAAUCAGGUAUAAGCACAGAGGGAUCAGGAAAAAUAAACGAAGCCCGGAAUGUUUCAUCAACUUCGAUAUCACCAAAACAAUCAGACCCAAUUAUUGCUGAGGACACAUCGUCGCCUACGCCAGAAUCACCCAAAGCCUUUUUGGCAGAUAGAAGAUCAAUAGAUAGUCUUCCACAAGGACAACAAAUGUCAAUCCCGAGCUCACCACCUCGGCGAUCAUCUCUAUCAUCGGGGCGAUAUUCUGAACUGUUGCACGGAACAGCCCCCCCAGUGACGCCACCUUUAUCAAUUGAAAAAGAAACACCUCGUCCAAAGCCAGUUAUAAGAAUAUCGUCUGCAUCAUCACUUAAAUUUGAAGUCGUACCAACACGAAUGUCUGUUGGUCAUUCUAGUACUUCAGGCAUGUCCCUGAAGAAAAAUAAAACGGCUAUGGAGCGGUUCGUUUCCAAGUUUUAUGACAAUGAAAAACCACCUAAGGAAAAGAAGUCUAAACACAAUGGAAACAUAAUUUCAAAACUUUUCGGCGAAAAAAUGUUGUGUAACAUCAUACCUAAAUGGCAUAAAAGUCCCAGAACAUUUAAGUGCGGAUGUACUCAAGCAAGAGGAAAACCGUGCAAAUGUCAUGGCCAAACCAGAUAUUCAUGUCAGUGUAAGCAAGAGGGACCACAUAUAAUUGGGUACAGUUUUGUGGACAACCCUAUUUUCUGUUCACAAAAUAAACAAUCGAUGAGCAAUCUCAAACAGACAAGUUAUUGUUCUUUAUUUGAAACUAAUAGCGAAAGCAAUGAUUUGAAAAGUGCAAUGAAUGAAGAUUACAGCACGGGGUUUAUUGACUUACUUGGAGAACAACAGUGUGUGAUAGAUUCCAAAUGGCGGUUGGGCGCGGGCCUAAAUGAAGAAAUGAUCGGCUUUGGUUCUUCCGUCACUAACAGUCAAAAUAAAUUAUCAACUAUAGUUGAACAUACUGAACAAGAUCAUGAAUACGAGCAAGUAAAAGGUACGAGUGAUCAUGGGUACUCAAUAAAAAACAGGCAUGACAUUAUUGGUGUUUAUAAACGUUUGCAUCCUGGGUCGCGUUGUCACUUUUCCUGUUUGCGUCAGAGCUUAGGCAAUCGAUUACCGCAUGUUUUGACCAAAACUGAAUUUAAUCCAAAGUUACAUGCACUCUCGAGUGCUAUUGAUUUGGAGCGUAAGAAGAGUAAGUUAGAUCGAUUAAUAAAACGAAUAAAAUACUCGCUCAGUAGGUGGAAAGUGCGUAAGACGAAAUAUAACGAACCUUCGGUAUCGAAUUCAACUGAAAACAUACCGAACCGCACUUACAAGAAAGAUACAAUACGUUAUAAUCAUACCUAUAAAGUCGAUAAACGCCCAGAUGACAGGCGGAAGGAAGAAAUUCGAAUUGGCGGAACAAGUUACCUUAUACGAGCGCCAAGGGCCUUGUCUAAAAGCGAGACCUUAAAUUCGCAGCGUACUAUUGGUUCGGAUAUUCCCUCAUUAAGAUCAUAUGAAACUCCUAAACAUAUAGAUGUUGCCAACAAUGUUGACUUGAACACGACUAUUUCAAAUUUUAACGCAAGAAAGAAUCCAAUAAAACUAAAUAAUUCUGAUCAUCUGCUCAAAUUGCAAGAAGAAAUUAAAUGGAUUGAUGAAAAACUUGCAGGAAAGUAUCGGGAAGCUUCCUUAAAGAUCAAACAGGAAUUGCAAAAGAAAGUUUCUAAGGAACCGGUUAGUUCUGUAGCCAUAUCAACUAAACCUUCAAUAUCUGAGAAAGGUACAGAUGCUGUCACAAAAAAUUCUCAUUGUGUUAUUAAAUCUAAGCAAGUAAAAGUACUUAAAGAGUCACUUUUAAAUGAGGAUGAUUGUAAUAAUUGCUUUUCAAUACAAAGUUGUUACUGUAACGUCCAAAACAAGGUCGAAAGAACAUUAAAUUCAAGCCCACAAGAGGAACUAGUCGAAUUUCGAGAGCUUAUUCGUCGUGAACGGGAACGUAUUCGAAGGGAAGAUGUGAUCAGAAGGAAACAGGCUGUUUGUGAAGCUAUGAAAGUGAGUAAAACUUCUAUAGAUGAAGAACAGAACAAAGCAGUGUUUGCCAUCGAUACUUGUGCAUUAUUCCGUGGCCAUACGUGCAGCAAAUGUAUGCUAAAUGAUGCUCCCACAAGGGAUUCUUCUCAAGAAAGUGUACAACCAAAAAUAAGUAAGUCAGCCCACUUAUUAGCGCAUAAUAUUAGCUCAGGAGGUGAAGUACUGCUAACAAAUAUGAGGGAAAAGCAUGGUAUUCUAAGCACGUAUGUCCCGACCGUACCACCGGCUUAUCCAGCCAUGGUCAGAUCUCAAAUCAGUUCGAAAAUAAAUAGCAACGGAUUGUGCAAUAAUUUUAACACAGAAGAUGUGAUAGUGCAAACACAAAAUGAUAUUGUUAAAGCUGGCUCGUCGAACGCAACAUCUCCGUUCCCAAUUUCAAAAGUGCGUCGUCCAACGGAAAAUCAUAUAAUGAGUGAAAUGAUCAAAAAGUUACACUAUGAAUCUGAACAGGCUUGGAAAUGUCGAACUUUAAUUGUAGAAGAACCAUCAAUUGAGCCACUAACCCUUAGAGUGCAACCACCCAAAUCCGUAAACACAAUACUUGUACCAUUCAAUACUCUGUGGAAAAGGGAACCCACGGUUAUGUUAGUCCCAGGUACUAAUUGCUCCAGCCAGUCAAAAGGCCAAUCAUACCAUCCACGAUAUUCAGAGGACGGUCACAACAAAAUCAAACUCCGCCUGAAGUUUAAGUCACCUGCCAGUGAAAAUUUCAAACCAAAGCGUCCAUUCCAAUCGUAUGUCUUGGAAAAGUUAAGCAAUUCUUCUUACUCCUCCAAAGACAUUGAAUAUGUUCUUAAAGUUCAUGAUUAUAACACUGAAACAAUAGGAAGAUGUCAACCGAGUUCUCCACAACGGCAAAUGAUUGAAUGUGCAGGUAAUUGCAAUAUUACUGAUUCUGAAAGUGAAUGCGUUCUCUUAGAUAGACACCGUUAUCACAAGGAUACCAACAAAAUAGAAAAUUAUUCCAAAGAUAUAUUGGGUGUGCCUUGCAGCCAUAAUUCCAAUUCACGACCGAAUGCCGCCACCAACGUUAGUCAUCGGAAAACCAAUAUUGGUCAUGUAAGCGAAUACUACAAGUACCAAAAAUGAGUGUCGUAUUACGCGAUGAUUCACCAUUCGCUGAUAAGAAAGAUUAUCGUUUUCUAACUAAUAUGAACCUUUGUACUUGUGCAUUACAAUAAUUUAUAUGAGUAACGCGAAAUUAAAGACCUAUAAUUCGGAUAUA